CGGAAAGCAACGGUGGGGAGAGGCCUUCGGAAAAUUCACAAGAUCCUAUGUUUUUCCCUCAUAACUUCUAGGAAAAUGGGGUUUUUUUCAAUGAAAUUUUAUAUAAAUGCCUUUCAGACGGUAUAGAUUGCGAUUAUAAAGAAGUCCUCUCCCCACCCCUCGUUGCUUUCCUGGUAUUUUUGUUUUCAUAUUCGUUUCCUACACCUUUUUUUUUACACUAUUUUUUAAAAUUUUGUUUCAUGGUAAUAAUAUCAACAUUAACUAUUCGUUUAUUUUUUUUAUGUCUUGGGGUUUAUCAACAUAUCUGACAGUUAGGAUCAUUCCAUGUUUGCUGAAUUUAUUAUUUGCAUUGGAAAUGGGGUUGAAUAUCAUUUCCCGAGGACACCCAUGUAAAACUCUGAGUCUCUACUCACCAUCCACUUUUCAUUUUACAUGAAAGUGCAGGUAGGCUGUCAGACAUGGCCAUGGAUAGCACUACAAGUUUGAGGCUUAUUAUAAACAUUGUAUGAGUUCCAGUGUGUUCUAAGGCUAUGUGUUGACAAACAUAUACCCAUGUUAUUCACUGUGUGAAGGGAAAUACAUAUCAGGAUCACCGGCUAUUCACUGCAAUUGAAAAAAUUUGAGAGGAACAGUCUCAGCAGAGGGAAAUGUUGCACUCUAUAUUGCAGCUAAUUCAAAAUAUUCCAUCCUCAUCCUCCAUUUCGGAGACAAGGAAUCUCCCUGACACAAUUCAUUUCCCUUGUGAGAGUCAAGAGGAUGUUGAGGCUUUGGAAGCUGAAUUAAGUGAUGUUGCGGUUCAAAAUAACAUAGGGCUGUUUGCAAGACUAUGGAAAAUGCAACAGAAGCAGAGGUUGAGUUGGUGACUUGAGAAUGGCUUUGGACUGCUAGUGACAAAAAUGGUGGCCGAAGGAGGAGAGAAAAAAAAUUUGGACAAGUCUGCUUUUGACAAUGAAUCUGCUACAGAUCUCGAGUUUGCACAAAUUAAAAAUUAAGAUAACCCAUUUACGGGUUACCUCAAUUCUUUAAGGUAAUCCAUUUUAGCAACACACUGGUAACAAUAGGCUGAAUAGUUUUGCAUACAUGGUUUUGUCUUCCAUUCAAAUUACUCAUUCACCAAGUUAGUAAUACUCCUAUCUGUGGUUUCAAAUACAAUUUUAUUGAUAUCUCUCGCAUUUAAUGUAUUUUUCCUAUUUCUGCACACUCUGCCCAAUCUCAAAUUCAUAUUGGCCCAACAUCAAGGAAUAUGUCAGCCUGAUGUUGCGCCACGUUGCAAAAUGAAAUCAGGCCAAAAUCAAACCGACACAAUUUCUGAUGUAGGGCUGAUAUACGUGACAACAUCAGUUUGAUAUUGGCCCAAUAUGGUUUUGCUGGCUGGGACUUCAGGUUGUGGAACAGCAAGUAUGGCAUUUACCAAUGCAGCCUUCAGAGAUGCAAUUGUUGUUUUUGUUUCUUCCGGCAGUCCUGCUUUGUUGAUAUUCUCUCUGGCUCUUAUAAGUGAAAUGGUGAGUCUGAAGCACUUUGGUAUCCACUUUGUGCUGCAUUUUUGUACUCAAUACAAAAUAAGAUAUCUAUAUUUUUAUCUAUUAUCUACUAUUGCAGAAAGGAAUUACUGAUAGGAUAUUAUAAUUCAUAACAUCGGCCUAUUGUUUUUGCCUAUUGCACUAAAAGAUUAAUGAGAUUAAGCUGACCUUUUAGACUUUUUCAAGUUAUUCACAGGUCAAAUCAGAUACACCACCGCGGCACAUCUCUCUCUUCGAUUCUGUUAGGUGAUUCAGCUUCACCACGAUAAAUAAACAGACAAGAAUUUCAGCCAGCGACGAACAUCUGUAUAACAAGAAUCACGGCCCGGCAUCGAUGCGACAACAUCACAACUAGUGAUCAGCUCUGCCACAUACAGCCUCAACUCACUUCUUUCACAUACAGACUCAUACUAAUGGUACUAUAAGAACUGGUAUAAAUGCUCACGUGUUAUUGACUCUCUUUCUAUCUGCUGUAAUAACUCACGUACACAUACAUGUAUCACUCACAUCAAUACUUUUCUUUGUACGACGGCCUGUCUUUGAUUAUGUUCUUAUAUGUCGCAUUCACACUCUCACAUACACAUACAUCUUUAACACCAUAAUAAAUAUCUCUGUUAUUCAUCUAAUACGGUUGUGGUCUUUCAUUACUGGUCAGCUAUGUUAUCGUCGUAUAACAUUAUUUGUAUAUCAUCUUUGAUAUAUAUUUUUGUGUUCGACCGUGUGACGCGUUUAAAUAAAAGGAGUCCUCUGUUUUUACCAUUUGUCACCAUUUCUCCUUUUAUGAGUUCGCACGGUCGUUCUUACAACUUUAUCGUUACAUAUGUGUCUUUUUUGUAGCAAGGUAUCUGUGCCUGCCCCUGUUAUAUUUAAGCCUCCCGACAUCUGGCAUAAAGCCACCACCCUCUCUACUACAACCCUAUUCAGACAAACAGUUAUUUUUCAUCUUGUGACUUGCUUGGCGAUCUUGCUAAUUCAGUAAACAAUUUUUCAUAAGUUAGUCCUAACAAUUCUGUUAGAUUUUGACGUCAUGCCAUCCACCAUAACUGUUUAAUUCUUAUUGGUACAUUUUGGUUAUCUCACCCCACAUUGAAAUAUUGGGUUUUAUGAGAAAUAUCGGUACUUUUGGUUAUCUCUCUCAACUAAAGAAAUUGUUUAACCCUUAAUAAAAAAAAACAAAGUGAAACGAUUAAACCUCGUGUUGAAUCUAAUAAUAUUUUUAUAACAAAUCAUACAAAACUGAAAAGAUUAAUAAACAUGAAAACUGAAAAAAUUAAUAAACACGAAAACUGAAAUAAUUAAACAUCUUACUGAAUCUGAUAACAUUUUUAUAACAAAUCAUACCAUGCCUAUUGAGGAGGCCAAACGUCAACAACGUGUUUAAGUAUUGAAAAAAAAGAUCUAAAUCUUUUAAUCCAAUCUCGUCGACACAAACUAAAUUUUUUAGUGGGGAGAUAACCCAGUUUUUAAUGGCAAAUUUUUAAUGGGGGUGAGAUAACCAAAAAGUACCUUUUUGUUUUUGUUUAUUGUAAUUUUGUCGUAGAAAUAAAUGAAUUGCAAUUGAAGUGAAAAAAAAAUGUGGCCAGUCAGAUGUCUAUUCAAAAGAAACUAAUAUCUCGAUAUUACUUAUUAAAAAGAGAUAUAUUAACGGUUACACCGUUUUAGACUAAACAGUUGCUGUAUCCGGUGCGUACGUUAUCUGUUGUAAUGUCAACUGAUUAUCGAAAACUGACAAAAGGAGAACCUCAGAGUUACUCCAGUUGUCCAUUGUAUCAAGUAGACCAAGUUAAAGCUAAAUUAGUUGGUUUACAGUUGGCAGCAUGUGAUCCUUCCAUUAAUCAGAGCUGUUUCAUUGGUACAUCUUCAUCAGAAUCUGUUUUCCAAGAGCUUUAUACUGAAAUAUCUGAGUCAGAUGCAUCCAGUUUCAAAUCUGUUUUGACUGUGGCUAACAGCAGCACCAGUUGUAGCUUGUGCUCAUUAAAAUUCCAGAAUUUGCAAGAGCAGAAAGAACAUUUUCGAUCAGACUGGCAUUUGUAUAACUUGAGACAAAAGUUGAGAGGAAUGUCCCCGGUUUCUGAAGAAGUUUUUGAAAACAUUGUUGAUAAUCUUUCAAGUAGCAUUUCUGGUAGUGACUUAGAAUCUGAGAGUGAAGACAAUGGUUAUUUCCCUGUUGAAGACAUGUUACCAGAUGUAGGUCCCAUUGGGAAACCAUACUCAAACACAGUAACUACACAAGAGACACCAGAUGCUUCUCACUGUCAUCUUGCUAGUAAUAAAAGGAAUUAUCCAAAACUAUUCCUGAAAAAUAACAAAGGUGAACUUAUAUCAGUUUAUAAGUGUAUAUUAUAUCACAAGAAGAACCCUCCUUCAUCUAUAAAGUUAGUUCUGGAAUAUUUAUCUAAACUGCCUGGUGCCAUGUCAUGGGCUGUGUUUUUAGCAAGUGGUGGGCAUUUUGCUGCAACUAUUUUUGAAAAUGGCAAGGUAAUCAUGCACAAGACAUUUCAUCGUUACACUGUUCGAGCCAAACAGGGCAAAUCCCAAGGAUCCAGAGAUGGACGUGGUAAUGCCCCUCGCUCUGCAGGGGCAUCCCUCCGCCGGCACAAUGAGUCUGCAUUAAACCAGGAUGUCCAAGAGCUUUUGACCAGUUGGUCUGACUAUUUGAUGCGGUGUGAUCUGAUCUUCUUGAGAGCCCCUAGCUUUAACCAGCAAAUGUUCUUCAGUGGUAAAAAUUCUCCCCUCAGUCGAAAUGAUUUUCGUAUUCGAGGCAUACCAUUCCAUACUCGGCGCCCAACGCACAAUGAAACUUGCCGUGUUCAUGAGAUGCUAGCAUCAGUUGAAUGCUAUGGUAAUGAGAGUGAAAUGCAGGAAUUUAUUCCCCGAUCGCCUCCUCGGCAUUUUAGUACAAAUACUGGUCAACUAGAAAUCAUCACAGAUGUCUCUCAAUUAAGAAAUAAUGUGGGCAAAUUGAUCUUAUUUGAUAAGAAAAAGAAAAACUUAAAAUCAAAACUUGGCAAAAAGGCUAGUGAAGAUAAUGUUCAAGAAAAUACAUCUUCUGUCACUGUAGAUGACAGAUCAUGUUCUGAAACAGAAAAUGAUAGUGACAUUAAAUUGCAUUUUGUGACCGAAGAAACCAGUACAUGUUAUCUAAACCCUGAUGAGAUAAACUUUGGUCAACAGGCUGCUGUAAAAUCUAACAAAAUUUCUAUGGAUGCAAAACCUAAGCCAGCUACUAAAGGAUCGAAGGAAAAAAAUUACAUCCGAAACGAACUUUAUAGAGCAUGCAAAACCGGGAAUCUUCAUGAUGCCAAUAAGCUAAUUUCAUGGCUGGCUAAGCAUGCAUGUGUGCCUAACUCUAAAAAUAAAUCUGAAUCACAAAGGAUAUUGACUGAUGAAAUAGCAAAAGAUACAAAAGAUGUGAUUGAAUCUUCUGUCACUCCUGAAAAUGUUCUUGAUGGAAAAGUAUCAAAGAAUAGAACUAUUCCUCUUGAAAAUAGUUUCUCAGAAAUAGCAAACCCAUCAUGUGCUACUACCACAGACACUGUAGUUCAGAGUGAUAACAGUCCAAACAAUGAUGCUAUUGAUGAUUAUGUCAAAUCAUCUGACAAAGAAAAUAAAACUGGAAAUAUAAUUUGUGAUGCAUCUUUAAAUUUAGUGAUGGCUGAUGAUAUUAAGUUUCCAGACAUUUUGAAUGAACAAUGGGGCCGAGAUAAACAUACAUUACUGCAUGCUAUUGCGCAGAAUUGUCAACCAGAAAUCAUUUCUCCUCUCUUAGAAGCUGGUGCGAAUCCUGCCAUUUGCAACAGCAAAGGCAUACCUCCUUAUUGUAUAGCAGACAAAGAAACAAGAAAUGAGUUCCGUAGAUUCAUGGCCAAAUUUCCUGACAAAUAUGGUUAUCGUAAAGCUCAGAUUCCUAGUCCAUUGACCCCUGCACUAGAGGCUGAAAAGAAACAGAAAGAUUCAAUGAGAAAGAAAGUCAAACAGCAGCGUUUGAAAGAAAGAAGAUCUAUUGACAAGCAAAGAGAAGCUUCUAUUGAAGAGAGCAACUUGAAACAGCAACAACAGAAAUUGGAAGCGCUUCGUUUCAAAAAUCUCUCUGAACGAGAAAAAAGAGCUCUUGCAGCUGAACGCCGAAUCUUAGAUGCAAAAGAGUCUGAUGAAGAGAAACCUGUUUUUAGCCGGUGCUCACAAUGUCAAUGUAAUAUCAGUGGACUGGUCCCAUUUGAAUAUUACAAUUUCAGAUUCUGUACACCAAAAUGCCUUAAGGAUCACCGUUUAAAAUCAAAGACCAGCUGAUUGCAGCUUUAAUGGAGAGAAAAAAUUCUGCUUCAGGUUUUUGAGUCCAUAAAUGAUAACCGCUUAAAUCUUAGUUUUAAAAAAAUAGAUAAACUACUUCUGAACUGAAUAAAUCGUAAAUUUGGAACAAUUGAAAUAUGGUGAAAAUGUAUUAAAACUUGACAUUAGUGUUCUCAAGACCUAUGCAUCAUAUCUGAAAAUUGUUCAUCUUUUUUAUUUCAGAGUUAUAAAAUCCUUGACAGUUGUUCAUAAUUAAAAUUUUCUAUACAAACUA
This is a messenger RNA of Octopus bimaculoides (California two-spot octopus), 6084 nucleotides long. RefSeq names its product tRNA endonuclease ANKZF1. NCBI's taxonomy places the organism in Eukaryota, Metazoa, Mollusca, Cephalopoda, Octopoda, Octopodidae. Gene Ontology annotation, biological process: ERAD pathway. The record is from RefSeq and is a predicted model, not a curated record.